This is a messenger RNA of Caenorhabditis angaria, 746 nucleotides long. The record is from the annotation of a GenBank genome assembly. Lineage: Eukaryota; Metazoa; Nematoda; Chromadorea; Rhabditida; Rhabditidae.
AUGACGAAACUUGCUUUUAUCUUGGUAUCUCUAGUCUUCGAAGUUCAAGCCAGAACAAUCACAAUCUACAACAAGUGUCCAAUUACAAUCUGGCCUGGUAUUCUUGGACCUGGAAACCCUGCUGGCGGUGGUUUUCGGUUGAAUUCUGGAGAAUCUAGAGAUAUUCAUGUAGAUGAUUCAUGGACUGCUGGUAGAAUUUGGGCAAGAACUGGAUGUGACUCAAAUUUCAACUGUGAAACGGGUUUCUGCAGAAAUAAAGAACAAUGUGAUGGAGCUGGAGGUGUUCCACCAGCAUCAUUAGCUGAAUUCACAUUGAAUGGCCACGGUGGUCAAAAUUUUUAUGACGUUUCAUUGGUUGAUGGAUAUAAUCUUCCAGUUUUGAUUGAUCCACGUGGAGGAAGCAGUUAGUUUUAUUCAAAGAUUGAGAACAUUGUUUGAUAAUUUGUUCUAAAGACUGCAAACGUGCUGGAGGUUGCCAUUCAGAUGUCAAUCAAAAAUGUCCUGGUAAUCUUUCUGUAAAGGGAAAAAAUGAUCGUACUGUUGGCUGCAAAUCCGGAUGUCUUGGAUACAAUACUGAUCAAGAAUGUUGUCGUGGAGCAUUUGGAACUCCAGAUAAAUGCCAUCGAAGUAAAACCGCUGAAAUUUUUAAAAGUGCUUGUCCAACUGCCUAUUCCUACGCUUACGAUGACAAAACAUCUACGUUCACAUGUCAAAAUCGAGCAUCGUAUAUUGUUCAAUUUUGUUAA